Molecule: messenger RNA, 3815 nt
Organism: Liolophura sinensis
Lineage: Eukaryota; Metazoa; Mollusca; Polyplacophora; Chitonida; Chitonidae
Product: spermatogenesis-associated protein 20-like
Exons: 15
Coding region: 213-2531 (772 amino acids)
Biological process (GO): carbohydrate metabolic process
Source: RefSeq, a predicted model, not a curated record
GCUACUUUGUGGCGUUCACAAUAAAUACAUUUUUAUUUUUAAGUGAAUGGUACCCAUGUCUGGGUCUGUGACAUUCAAAGAAGAGGAAGUUACUCAAUAAAUUAACUUCUUCCAUGGAUUCGUCGGGAAGAUCUUGUGUAAUUGGAGUCAAAAACAGUCGGCUACGAGGAAACAGCUGGAAGAUUGAGAACAUGUGUUUGAAAGCAAUCUAGAUGCAGAAGAGUUUCGGAAUACGUGUGCUUGUCACAAAAUGUAGAAGUUGGAAAGGAAUAAGCAUUUCUGGGAAACUAUGUAGAACACAGUUAUUUCGCAUGAUGACAAGCUCAGCAGCUGGAGAACAUACCAACAGGUUGUCUGAAGAAAAGUCUCCAUAUCUUCUGCAACAUGCCACAAAUCCUGUUGAUUGGUACCCUUGGGGUUCAGAAGCCUUUCAGAAGGCUGUCACAGAAGACAAGCCUAUUUUUCUCUCAGUGGGGUAUUCCACGUGUCACUGGUGUCACGUGAUGGAGAGAGAAUCGUUUGAGAAUGAGGAGAUCGGGAAAUACCUGAGUGAGAAUUUUGUCUGUAUAAAAGUGGACCGUGAAGAGAGGCCUGAUGUGGACAGAGUGUACAUGACAUUUGUUCAGGCAACCAGUGGACGAGGAGGCUGGCCUAUGAGUGUGUGGCUGACCCCAGACCUCAAGCCAUUUUACGGAGGUACAUAUUUCCCACCUGACAACAGGUACUAUGGACAGCCUGGCCUUAAGACCCUGCUUCACACAAUCACUGAACAGUGGAAGGCAAAACGAGAGAAACUGGCUGAGCAGAGUAGCGCCAUCUUAGAUGCCCUAGCCAAGGCAACAUCUUUGGGUGAGACAGGCAAAAUACCAGGUCAAGAGGUCAUUUCUAAGGGUUACAAAGCCAUAGAGAAGACCUUUGAUGAACAAAUGGGAGGAUUUGGAAAAGCCCCAAAAUUUCCCCAACCAACCAUGUUGAGCUUCCUGUUGCGAGUAUAUGCGGGUCACUCCAUGGCAGUGUUAGGGGAGAGAGCCCUGGAGAUGACACUCUUCACACUGAAGAUGAUGGCUAAAGGAGGCAUGCACGACCAUGUCGGCCAGGGAUUUCAUAGGUACUCCACGGAUGAUUUCUGGCACGUGCCUCACUUUGAGAAGAUGCUGUAUGAUCAGGCUCAGUUGGCUGUAGUCUACUCCGAGGCAUUUCAGAUAACAAAGGACCCCAUGUUUGCUGACAUCACAAAGGACAUUUUGCUGUACGUGUCCAGAGAUUUAAGUGACCCAUCAGGGGGCUUCUACAGUGCAGAGGAUGCUGACUCUCAUGUGAAACAUGGUGAUGUGGAGAAGAGGGAAGGGGCAUUCAAUGUAUGGGCAGGGAAGGAGGUUAACAGUCUGUUGUCUCACCAGGUGGAUGGUAAGGAAGGGAUUACCUGGGCACAAGUCUUCUCCAAACAUUUUGACGUCAGAGAAGAUGGCAAUAUUGCACCUUUUCAGGAUCCCCAUGAUGAAUUGAAGAACAAAAAUGUGCUGAUUGUGCGUGGAGGUUUGGAGGAGACAGCUGAGCAUUUCAAACUGCCUGUUGAUGUGACCAGCGAUAUACUGAGUAAAAGCCUUAAGAUUCUGUUUGAUGAGAGAGAGAAACGUCCCAGGCCUCACCUAGACAACAAGAUGGUUACAGCCUGGAAUGGGUUGAUGAUCUCUGGGUUUGCAAAGGCAGGCCAGGUCCUUGAUAACCCGGAAUACCUCAGUCGAGCUGUUCAAGCUGCAGAUUUCUUGUACCAACAUGCAUUUGUCAAGGAUAAGGGGAGAUUACUCAGGACAUGUUACACAGGGGAACAGUCCACUAUUACUCAGAUAGCACAGCCUAUUGAAGGGUUUGUUGAUGAUUACUCUUUCCUGAUCCGUGGUCUGUUGGAUCUGUAUGAAGCCUGCUAUGAUGAACGCUGGUUACAGUGGGCUGCUCAGCUCCAGGAACAACAGGAUGGGUUGUUCUGGGAUAACGAAGCGGGGGGAUAUUUUGCCAGUCAAAUCGAAGAUACAAAUAUACUGCUAAGAAUAAAAGAUGAUCAAGAUGGAGCUGAGCCCAGCAGCAACUCUGUGACUGCCAGUAAUCUGCUACGACUAGCCACAUAUCUGGACAUACAGCAAUGGCGGGACAAAGUUGCUCAGAUCUUCAAGGUUUUCUCUGACCGCCUAACAAAGAUUCCCAUGGCUCUGCCUGAGUUACUGUCGUCUCUGAUGAUGUUCAACCAAACUCCUAAACAGAUAAUUGUUGUUGGUGAUGUGGCAGAUGAUAGUACGCAGGCUCUCCUGCGAGCAGUUCACUCCGUUUUCCUGCCUAACAAAAUCCUUAUAGUUUGGGAUGGCAAUGAAUCUAGUUUUUUGGCUGGUCAUCUGAAGGUCUUAUCCACACUUAAGAAGAAAGAUGAGAAGGCUACAGCGUUUGUGUGUGAAAACUACACAUGUUCUCUGCCAGUGACCACCUCAGAGGAUCUGCUGACAUUAUUGAAUACCCAGCCUCCACCAGCUGGUCAGUGACAUGGAGAUCUAAAUGUACAUUAACUGGAGAGACUAGAGGAAAAAGUUUAUUCUGCCAAUCUGCCAGUUUUAACAUGUGUGUGGGUUGAUACAUACCUUUAACAGAUAUGGCCAUUCUCUAAUUCGUACUAAUUGUACAUAUUAAAGUACAAACUAAAAGCAUUUUAUUCUUAUAGCCGUUGUCAAGUUUUAAAUAAGGUGUGAUUUACACAUACAGUUAACCCUCAUGUGGCCUUGCAUCAGGAUUGUUGGUACCUGACAAGGUGCAGUGGUUUGCUUCAUGCUUUGAUCAUUAUCAUUCAUCCUUUAAGUUGACUGUUGUCAUAUAAGUGAGGUGUUAUUACCCUAAUUCUUCUAACCUUUAGGACAGAUAUUGGCACAUACUCCUUACAGCACAUUCAUAGCUCUCUACUUUCAAUUUACAUCACUGCCACCACAGCAACAAUGCCGAGGUCAAGGUGAUGAGGUAGGAAGUGAUGUCAGAAAACACACACAAUCCGUCUCAACAUGUCUCUAAUAAUACUUUAUACACAUGCAUUCUCUUUAUCCAGAGUAUGUACAAUAUGAUUCUAAUCAAAACCUGAAACAAUUCUUUUGAUGAACGCUGAUUAAAUAGUUCCAGUGUGGAGACAAGUGAUGAGACUAAGCUUAAAGAAGCCUACGUGCAUCUCACAGGCUCCAAAGGUGAAGCUUGUCUAUUGGUGGCAGUGAUGUGAAGCGAAAGGUAGAAAACGACACAUGCGCUGUAAGGAGUAUGACAUUAGUUCUGGUAGGAAAGAGUUACAUUUCUCUCCCAGUUAAGGCAACCAUACAAUUACUGCAAGAUCAGUUCUGAGAAUUGAUAAAGGAUAAUUAUAACAAUUUUACAAAUUGUUUUUGAGGCAAUGGUAGUAAUUUCAAGUCUAUGUAAAUACUGCUUUAGAAAAGGUUACGAAAUUUUUAGAUUAUUCAUAUGCAUUUUGAUUCAUUGAACUAUGUUGGUGGUUUCAGUGAAGUGUUUUUAACCAGUGAUAGGUUUUCAAACAGCAACGCUUGGUAAAACCUUCCUCAAAUAUGUGUCAUUUUCCCUUGUAAAAUCUGCAAUUGUUAUAUAUUGGUAACAGGGAAGACUGUGUGUAAACUAAAUACUGAGACAAGUAUUACCAACAUGUUUUUCCCAGGAAGUUACAGUUUGGGAAUAUUCUCUUGGAAAAAUCUCGAUCAAACUCUGAAGUGCUAUUUUUUUUCGUACACAUUUAGCCAUGAUAAGCUUUGUGACAUUUAAAAUAAAAACCUGAUUUACCA